GAUGAUCAUUAAGGAAAAUUGUGUUGUCCAGCUUCGGUCUGAAUUCAAGAAGUGGAAUGAUGGUCUUAAUGACACAAAGACGUCCUUUGACAGUUCGAAGGAGCUUAGCCAGAAUUACAGAGGAAGAGAGCUGCCCGGCUUCAGCAACUACAGAAUUUUUGAGAUGAUUUUGCAGGACCGUGUGGCUAAACUUAAAGAGCCAGCCAUCGAAUCACUCAAUUCCAUUAAAGACAUUAUUCUCAAGCAAUUCACUGACGUGUCUCACCAGUGUUUCCAAAAACUUUCCCUGUUCUUCUAA
Molecule: messenger RNA, 298 nt
Organism: Cyprinus carpio (common carp)
Lineage: Eukaryota; Metazoa; Chordata; Actinopteri; Cypriniformes; Cyprinidae
Product: interferon-induced GTP-binding protein Mx1-like
Exons: 3
Coding region: 2-298 (98 amino acids)
Biological process (GO): defense response to virus
Cellular component (GO): nucleus; microtubule; cytoplasm
Molecular function (GO): microtubule binding; GTP binding; GTPase activity
Source: RefSeq, a predicted model, not a curated record